Stylophora pistillata is the source of this 827-nucleotide messenger RNA. Its product is annotated as U4/U6.U5 tri-snRNP-associated protein 1. Gene Ontology annotation, cellular component: U4/U6 x U5 tri-snRNP complex. NCBI's taxonomy places the organism in Eukaryota, Metazoa, Cnidaria, Anthozoa, Scleractinia, Pocilloporidae. Gene Ontology annotation, biological process: maturation of 5S rRNA; mRNA cis splicing, via spliceosome. The record is from RefSeq and is a predicted model, not a curated record.
GUUGUCGAGGCUCUGGCCACAGUGAUUAAGAAAGAAAAGGAAGAAGACAUGGAAAAUAAAGUUUCAGAUUCCAUAAUUUUGAACUCGACAUCGGAGUUUUGCCGAACACUCGGGGAGAUACCUACCUUCAGUGCACCUGGUGAAGAAGCAGAAGAAGAAGAGGAGGACGAUACUGAGUGGCGAAUGGAUGUCGAGAGAGAUGAAGAAGCUGACCCGCAGGGAGGAUGGGAAUGGGUGAAAACACAAGAAGAAAAAAGGAAAAAAGAACGAGAAGAGGAGACGGAAAAUAAUAUUCUUGAUGCGGAACCCUUGGUCGGGAUAGGCGUUGGCGCAGCUUUGUUCCUUGCUUCAAAGAAAGGUUUACUGGAACAGAAUUCCAAAGCAAGAGUUGAAGGGAAAACUUUGCCAUUUCUUCCCUCUGUUGGUGUUGUGGACGAAGAAAAAAUGCGCGAAGAGGAGAGAGAACGCGGAGGUCGAUCGUCGAGGGAUAUUGACAGAGACCGCGAUAGAGACAGACAUGGUGGGAGCUCAUCAAAGAAUAAGCAAGAAUACAAACCAGACGUAAAGCUGGAAUACUAUGAUGAUAAUGGUCGACCUUUGACACCCAAAGAGGCUUUCCGUUUUAUGUCACACAAGUUCCACGGGAAGGCCUCAGGAAAAAUGAAGACAGAGAAGAGGGUGAAAAAACAACAGGACGAGAUGGCCCUUCAAAAGAUGAACUCUGGUGACACGCCACUCAACACCGCAGCUCUUCUGAUAGAGAAACAGAAAAAUGCGCAGUCACCUUUCGUUAUUCUUAGUGGCGGAGGACAAACUUUCUCUACCGG